AUGAACACAACUACAUUAGAACAAAUCGAAGCGCAGGCCGAGAAGCUGGCAGCGACAGCAACAGCGCUGACAAGGACAUGCAGAGAGGCAGGCCUCAGCGAUUUCUCCCUCGAUUGGGGUUGUGUUCCCCCCGGAGUCCCUCAUGAAGUGGACCACCUCAGGAGAAAGACGUUGGCAUCCGUAACGCGGUUGCAGGCAAUGCUAGCCGGCCCACCAGAUUUCAUCCAACAUAUUGCUCAUCAGGUACAAAUCUCGUUUUCUGCCAUUUCACUCUCCCAUCUGUCUUGGUCUGCAAACAAGGACACUGUAAAAAUCCCAGAGCGUUGUCCAGGAUUGACAGAAUUUGUUGUUCCACAGACCCAGAUUCUAGCGUGCCUCCGAUGGCUGGGCGAGUUCCAAGUGUUGGCCUGCAUACCGCCGAGCGGUGAAGCCAUGGGAACAAAAGACCUUGCAGAUUUAGUUAGUGUCCCCGAGGCGCAGCUGCGACGCGUUGUGCGACUUAUGACGACCGUUGGCUUCCUUGUCCUGGAGGAGCCGCCGCAGCAGGCGAUUGGCACGCGACAGGCGCAGGUUGCCCACACGAGGCUCUCUGCCUCUUUCGUCACCCAAUUUUCGAACCUAGACGCUGUCAUGUUCCUCAGCGAGACGGUGGUACAUGCGGCUCUACAUAUGCCCGAGGCUACACAGCGUCAGCUGAGUGGCUUCUCGCUCGUCUCCACGCCCGUCGGCCUCGACUUCGGCACCGCAUGCAAGCAGCAGCCGUGGCUGCGUCGACAGUGGGAUGCUUAUCUCGGGUGCCUCAGGGACCCGAACCAGGUCAUUGCUGACCUGCUGGCGCGGCUUGACUGGGAAAGUCUGGGUCGAGCUCUUGUGGUCGAAAUUGAUUCGUUUUCGACUGAGCUCGCUCAAAGCCUAGCGGAAAGGCACCCGAGUCUACGCUGGAUCGUCCAGAUGAGUGGCCCUGAGGCUGCAAAGUACGAGCGCGACACGGGCAUACCCGUGGGAUCAGGAUCAAUAUCCUUGGAAAAGCUUACAUCGCCCGGGAAGCUCGGGAUAGAGGUCCAGUUGCGGGCCCCACACACGCCGCAGAUGAUCAAGGACGCGGCAGUGUACCUAGUGCGCAGUCCUUCGGACCUGGACUCCCAGGCCCUUGCCGCAUGGGUGCAGGCUGCGCUGCAGUGCCACCUGGCCGUACUGCGCGCCGAUCCGGACGCACUGCUGCUGCUGGCGGUCCAGCUGCGGCCGGAUCCCGGCUCGGUCGACCCGGCCGUCGUGGCCUUGGCUUGCAUUCGAUCGAUGACUAUUGCCCAAUUGACGGGAGGCACCGCUGAGAUGGAUUUGGCAACGCUGGAGCAGCUGAUAGGGCGUGUGCGAGACAGCAACAAUGGGGGUCUUGUGGUUUCGAACAAGCUUCACAACAGUCACUGCUCCACCAUCGCCCUUGGCAUCAAGUACGUAUCCAGGCCGCCGCCACCUGAGCCCCUGGCCGUGGUUGACCCAAGCUUGGGCUGGGGAGGUAUUUCAUCUCCGUGAUAGAGGCGCAGAACAGCCGAGGCAAUCCAUACUUUCUCAGCCAGUUGCCGUGCCGUGAAGUCCAGGUCGCUGGAAUCACGUGUGUUUGGAACUUAUGUCGUUUAUAUACUGAACGUCUUGAGCGCUUGCCACCGUAUGAAGGCGC
This is a messenger RNA of Diaporthe batatas, 1678 nucleotides long. RefSeq lists its product as uncharacterized. The transcript has 2 exons. NCBI's taxonomy places the organism in Eukaryota, Fungi, Ascomycota, Sordariomycetes, Diaporthales, Diaporthaceae. The record is from RefSeq and is a predicted model, not a curated record. Gene Ontology annotation, molecular function: methyltransferase activity. Bases 1 to 1533 code for a protein of 510 amino acids.